Molecule: messenger RNA, 900 nt
Organism: Chelmon rostratus (copperband butterflyfish)
Lineage: Eukaryota; Metazoa; Chordata; Actinopteri; Chaetodontiformes; Chaetodontidae
Product: urokinase plasminogen activator surface receptor-like
Exons: 5
Coding region: 101-724 (207 amino acids)
Source: RefSeq, a predicted model, not a curated record
UGAAGGAGUGGUCGGAGGAUAAGGACAACUCCCUCUCAGGAGAACUACUUAAAGCUGUGACAGAUCAAGCUAAAACUCAGUUGUAUCCAGCCAUCACAAAAUGCAUCUCCUUGCUCUGGUCUUUGGGAUUGUGCUUCUCCCUGCAGCCUACCCCCUGAAAUGUUAUGAGUGUAUACCGGGAAGCUUGGGAACCUGCACAGACACACAAAGAGAAUGCCCUUCAUCUUACCAGUGUGCUGCACUGAAAGUCACUUCAUAUGCAGGUGCUUCAGAACUUCUUAGUAUGGACAUGAAAAGUUGUGCAUUGCCUGUCGAGUGUGUUGACGGCUCAAUCAACUUUGGAAUUUCCAGAACCGUACUGACCAGCAAGUGCUGCAACUCUGAGCUCUGCAACACCCAACCUGCCCCUGCGCCCAGCAAAUCCAAUCCCAAUGGUAAGAAGUGCUACUUCUGCAACGGACAAGAGUGCACCGCAACUCUGAACUGUCUGGGGAGUGAGGACCACUGCAUCUCAACAACAGUGUCUUCAGGAGGUGCACAGACUGUCUUGAAAGGCUGUGCCUCCAAGCUGUUGUGCUCAGCCACACAAAAUGCACAGAUUCAAGCACUCAUUGGACAAGAAAUUAGCUGCUGUCAGGGUGACUUCUGCAACAGCGCCAGCAGCAUAAGUGCUGGCCUCCUGCUCCUGGUGGCACCGCUGGUCUCUUUGUUCACGCUCUCUUAAGUGGUGACGAUGGCAGCAUCACUGCUCAGAAAAACUCAGAAGGUUUAGCAAUUAAUAUAUGAAAAAAUAAUGUAGUUCUGAGUGCUAUUAUGAACCUGAAACCUGUUUUUACUUGGAAUUAUCAGGACUAUUGUAAUGUGACUGAUAAAAAGCAAAAUAAACACUUUCUCCUUUUA